AUGUCAAUUACAAUCUCAACAUGCCAAUAAAUUAGUCAAUCACCUCUUAAUUUAAGUACUGCAAAACAACUUUGGUCUUUUCCAAAAAGCAGUCGCUUUGGUAAAUUAGAGAAUCCAAAUAAGUAACUGUGCUUUUAAUUAUUAGUUGUGCAGUUGCUUUUUAUGAUCUUCCUGAUUAAAAAGAAAGGAGAGCUGCAGGUGUGGGCUAUUCUUCUAAGUAUAAUAAUUUCUAUGUUCAUAUUAGAUAUGAUUUUACUAAAAAUGGACCUAAGACUCCUGCUCCUGGCACUUAUAAGAUAACUGGAGAAUUAGAUAUUAAUAAAACUAAAAAUAGAGGGUUUCCCUUCGGUGUAAGCAGAGAUGUAUAAACAAUUUAUUAUUUCUAGAAAAUGUGGUAAAGUGGAAUAAUGGGUGGAUUAAAUAAAGUAACUCCAGGACCAGGAAAAUAUGAGGCUUAAUCAACCCUCAGUUAAACAAGAUAUACUAUGCGACCUAAAAACUCUUAAGAUAUUAUGAUUCUUACCAAAAAUGUUCCAGGUUUGCAUUUUCUAUUUAUUCUAGGACCUGGAGCUUAUAAUUAUGUUUAAGGAAUUGAUUCUAAAGGAAGAUAUCCUAUUUCCAAGUUUUCUAAUAGUUGUGCUACUCUUUUUAAUCCUCCAAGAUCUAAGAGAUUUGACAAUAAAUAAUGUAAAUUCAAAUUUUCUAUUUAUCUCAGACAGCAAUGAUGUACCAGGACCAGGAAAUUAUAAAUUAGAUAACAUAGGUAUUUAAAAGGUAAUCUUUUUAUUUUUAUUUUUUUAAGACUGGAUUUUAUCCUGUUUCUAAUUUACAUUCAAGUAAAUGUAGAAGUUUCCCUCAUGAUAUCCGAAAAACUUACUCAGUUUCUAGUAUGUAAACUCCAGGACCUGGUUAAUAUCGAUUACCUUCUGAUUUUGGAUAUUAUGAAUCUAAAUCAAAAUCAAUAUCUAGAAAUUGAUCAUAGAAUUUAUUUUUGC
Molecule: messenger RNA, 995 nt
Organism: Paramecium sonneborni
Lineage: Eukaryota; Ciliophora; Oligohymenophorea; Peniculida; Parameciidae
Source: the annotation of a GenBank genome assembly